Messenger RNA from Cornus florida, 348 nucleotides. Its product is annotated as F-box protein SKIP19. Lineage: Eukaryota; Viridiplantae; Streptophyta; Magnoliopsida; Cornales; Cornaceae. The transcript has a single exon. The record is from RefSeq and is a predicted model, not a curated record. Gene Ontology annotation, molecular function: protein binding. The coding region runs from base 1 to 348 and encodes 115 amino acids.
AUGGCGACCUCUUCGAGUACACAGCCACCGGCCAAAGAAACGAGGAACUGGCUCGAACUGCCACGAGAUGUGACGACGAUGAUACUGAACAAGCUUGGAGUGAUAGAGAUUCUGACUAGUGCACAGAAGGUAUGUAUGACGUGGCGUAAGAUCUGCAAAGAACCUUCGAUGGGGAGGACCAUCGAAAUACAUAAUUUGAAGGAUGGGGGCAUCUUUUACGAUCUCGAGAAGAUGGUGAGGCACGCCAUCAAUCCUAGUUGUGGACAGUUGGUCGACAUCAAAAUCCAGUUUUUCGGAACUGAUGAGCUUCUUCAGUACAUCAUUGAGCGGUAUCACACUCUCAUUUAG